This is a messenger RNA of Cygnus olor (mute swan), 1673 nucleotides long. RefSeq lists its product as uncharacterized. The coding region runs from base 217 to 867 and encodes 216 amino acids. The transcript has 2 exons. The record is from RefSeq and is a predicted model, not a curated record. NCBI's taxonomy places the organism in Eukaryota, Metazoa, Chordata, Aves, Anseriformes, Anatidae.
CCACGGGAACGGGCAGCCAGCAGGUCCUGCAGCCAAGAAGGGAGGCAGGGGCUGACAGGGUGCUCACCCCCAGUGGUGCAGGGUGGGCUCCUGGCCCCCUCUGACACCUGUCCUCACUGAGUGGUGCUGGUCACCCACUGCCCCCCCACCCCCCCACCAGCACCAGGGUGGGGGACUAGAGCACAGCCCUGUUCUAGAAGGGCAGGGGACAAGGGGAUGCCCCGGCUGCGAAGGCAGCGCAGGCCCCAACACCAGGCAGCACCCUAUUCCCUCAGGGCCAGCCUGCAGCAGGGCUGGGACAUCGCAGAACAACGCAGGCGAAGGCAUCCCCCCUGCCAGCGAUGCGCCUGCCUCGCCGCCAUGGCACGGCCCAGCAGCCCCGCGGCUCCCGGUGACCCACGGCGAGCAUCCGUGGUGCUGAGCCGCUUCGACUCCCUCUGCACGCUGUGCCGGGCCGGGGCGGCCGCAUCUUCCAGGUCCUGCCACAUCUGUGCCACCUCAGGCCUGGAAUCCCCUCUGCUGCAGGGCUUGGGCGAGGUGGACCGGCAACACCUCCCCCCGCUGUCCGUCAGCCACGCCGUCUUCUCCAGGGACGAGAACCCAGUGCUGCCGGAGGAGCCGAGGGCCGCUCGCACCACAGCGGAGCCCGAGGCCUGCAUCACCUACACGCUGCAGCGCACCCGGCUCCGCGUGCUGUCCGGCCUCGGGGAGCCACCUGCAGCCCUGAGGGAUGCCGAGCCCAGGGGUGACGCCUUUGCCAGGCUCGUGACAGCGCAGGGCAGCAUCCCCACCAUCGAUCGCAGCCCCAUGCCCCCCAUUGAGACCAGCUGGGCGCUGUACGAGGGGAACGACCUGGGGCUGCGCUGAGAGCUGCGUCCCUCAGCCGCCUGGUGGGGCGAGGGGACACCCUGCGGUCACCGCUCCGAGCAAUAAACCCGCAGUCUGUGUUGGGCUCUCCUGGCCAUCAAUAAGGUGGGUGCGUGGGACCGUCCCUAGGAGCAGCUGAACCUCUGCCCCGCCACCCAGGGGUGGGUGUCCUGGUGAGGGUAAACCGCAUGUCCCCAAAGCUGGGGCAAAAGCCAGGGUGAGAGCCCCAAGGCCACCAAGAGGGUCCCCCUGUGCGCUUGCCUCCUUCCGCUUGGGAUGAAGGGACGGCUUGUUCCGGAGUCGCUGCGGGAAAAGCAGCACCAAAGGCUUCUCAGUAAGUCGAGACGCUGAGAGCAGACAGCCCCAACACCAGGAAUUCAAGGCUCCCCCGCUCCCUGCCAACACCGGGGGCUUUUCAGGGUGGGAAGUCCAUCAUUUAAUUGACUAAGAAAAUAAACGAAAACAAGCCAAUGUACACAGGAGUGCCAGAAAGCCUGGCUUGAGCUGAACAGCGCUACGUACAGGGAUUUACUUAACAGGCUUUUCAGAACGAGCCCAGAGAAUCCCACCCCUCCCACGGCCCAGCAAGAAAGCGUGAGCUGAGCAGGGCUGCUGGAUCCAGCCCCACUCACUCUAAUCCCCCUGCUCCUGCCUUUGAGAAAAGUUACGGUCUUUUCACAGAGUGAACAUUAUUAAAAACAAAAUAGUGAAUUCCCCAAACACAGUAGUUCCUUUACUUAUAGGACUUUCAAUGCAAUUAUUUGUGAUGACCAGAGGUAGUCCUAGAAAUGAGAUUACACACCAAA